Mobula hypostoma (lesser devil ray) is the source of this 3102-nucleotide messenger RNA. RefSeq names its product phosphatidylinositol glycan anchor biosynthesis, class B (gene pigb). Bases 342 to 1952 code for a protein of 536 amino acids. Gene Ontology annotation, cellular component: endoplasmic reticulum membrane. The transcript is spliced from 12 exons. Gene Ontology annotation, molecular function: alpha-1,2-mannosyltransferase activity. Lineage: Eukaryota; Metazoa; Chordata; Chondrichthyes; Myliobatiformes; Myliobatidae. Gene Ontology annotation, biological process: GPI anchor biosynthetic process. The record is from RefSeq and is a predicted model, not a curated record.
GCAGCAUCUUUGGACGUAGCCUCCUGUGGCAAUUACGUCAGGAAUCGCGUCGGCAGUUUUAUUUUAAAGACUAAAGAGCACAAGUGUGCAGUAAAUUAUAAUCGCUAAAUGGGUUACAAUGGGACCUUGUGGUUAUAAUAAAUAAGGGUCACGGCACUGAUCGAGUAUCGAACUCGGAACGGGCCCAGCUCGGCGUCGGGCGCGCGCUUCACGGACACGUCAAUCAAACAAUGGGCGGAGCCUGCGGCUCGGUCAGCCCUUGCACCUGCGCCGUGGGCCCGGAAGUUGAAGGACGAGGUGGUCACUGGGGAGUGGAGUGCUGAGGGGCAGCGAGAGUCGGCAUGGAGAGACUCCGGAGCAGUUUCUUCCGGGCCCGGCGGUCCGCUGCUUCGGAGCCGGUCAAGUUGAGAAAAAGGAAAUCGACGCUCUAUAGUAAAGAAUGCCCUAACGUGGAGCGGGGAACAGGAUUAUUGGGUCCAAACACUUAUUUAAUGAUGUUGUCUAUAGCUCUGCGAUCUGCGGACUGCCUUCUGGUGCAGACUAGCUUUGUUGCUGAUGAGUAUUGGCAGUCACUCGAAGUUGCUCACAAUAUGGUCUUCAAGUAUGGUUAUUUAACAUGGGAAUGGAAAGAAAGGCUACGAGGCUACACCUACCCUUUGAUUUUUGCAAUCUUCUAUAAGUUGUUGCAAAUAUUCAAGAAGGACACAGUACAACUGCUGAUUUGGAUUCCUCGACUGGUCCAGUCCUUUUUGGCAGCACUGGCAGAUGUAAAACUAUAUUCCAUUGUGAAGAAACAGGCCAAUGCAGAGAUUGCAAAGUGGGUGUACUUCUCUCAGUUGUGCUCCUGGUUCACAUGGUAUUGUAGUACCCGAACUAUUACCAACAGCAUGGAAGCUGUUCUAACCAGCUUUAUACUUUAUUACUACCCUCUUCAGGGAACAAAGACUGGAAGCAGUUCAAAAUAUCUCGCUUUGACUGCAUUUGCAUUUACUGUGCGUCCCACUGCUAUUAUUCUUUGGCUGCCGCUGGUAUUUACUCAUUUCUGGCAAGAAAUGAAGAAACUGGAUCUUCUCUUACACAAAUGUCUACCAGUUGGAUGCUUAUCACUUGGGAUUUCACUGAUCAUUGACCGAAUAUUUUAUGGUGAGUGGGUAAUGGUUCAGUGGAAUUUUCUCAGAUUCAAUGUGAUUGAGAACAUGGGGUCAUUCUAUGGCUCCCAUCCCUGGUACUGGUACUUCACUCAAGGAUUUCCUGUUAUCAUGGGAACACAUUUGCCAUUCUUCAUCCAUGGAUGUCUUUUGGCACCCAAGAGGAACAGAAUUUUACUACUGGCAGUUCUUUGGACAAUUAUUGUAUACAGCUUCUUAAGCCACAAAGAGUUUAGAUUUAUUUAUCCAAUAAUGCCCAUCUGCAUGGUAUUUUGUGGGUAUUCACUGGCUAAUUUGAAAGCUUGGAAGAAACCAGCAGUCAUUUUCCUGUUUCUUUCCAAUUUGUGUUUAAUUCUGUAUACUGGAUUAAUUCACCAGCGUGGAACACUGGAUGUAAUGCACUAUGUUCAGAAACUCUGUAAGGGCACCAUGCUGGAGAAGGAAGAGCCCUCUGUGUUCUUUCUGAUGCCUUGUCAUUCAACUCCAUUCUACAGCUAUGUUCAUUGCCCAAUAAAAAUGGACUUUCUGGAAUGCCCUCCUGACCUGAGUAGAAAUAUUUCCUAUGUUGAUGAAGCUGACUUGUUUUUCAAGGAGUCCCUUACGUGGUUGAACACAAGAUUUUAUAAUCAAGCCUCCCUUCCCACUCAUCUAGUCUUGUACAAUGUAUUGGAACAGAACAUUGAACCCUUCCUAAGGAUUAAAAACUACGUGAAAGUGGCGACAUUUUUUCAUACUCAUGUACCCGAAGGUCGAGUAGGAAGCCAUAUUCAUGUAUUUGAAAGGAAAAACAUGGAUAAUAGGUGAUAAGACUAUUCAGAUGUGUAUGUGAAUGUAUUUACUGUUGUUUGUUUUUAUAAAACAGUUUCUCUUCUUCAAACUUGUCUUUAUUUUUGGGUAUUCUAAGUUGAUGUCUAGGGCAUGUAUUUACUCAAAGACAGAUAAUACUUAGAAAACACCCUGCUAAUAGCAUAUGAUGUGUUAACACAACUCAUUGGGAUCAGUAGUUAGCAUGAAUCUUGGGAAAUGUAGCUUGUUAAACCAUCAAGAUAUUUAUUAGAAUAUUACCCUAUUGCACUGGUAGGCAAGAUGAGGAUUGAGCUUAUAAAUGUUUCACUAAAAUACAAAAUGAAAAUACUUUUUUGACAAGUUAAAAUGAGACCUGAUAUGCCAGAAUUAAUGUCAUAUUAUUGUUGUUCCACAAUUUCAUGAUUGUAGGUAAUUAUUCUUCUGCUGAAUCUGUUCAGCAGAUUAGUCAAUUGAAUGGAAUGAGUUUUUUCUUGGAAUUUAGGGUGUGAGAAGACAACCUUAGAGAUUCUUUUUGAUAUUAUCAAACUUCAGUAAUAAUCUUUGUCCAAUGAUUUCUUUAUUGUACUUUUAUGUGCAAGUUACAUUUAGAACUGCAUAGUUUGUCAUUAAAGUCAAAUUGUAUGGAUGGAUGGAUGUGUCUAUUGCAGUGUUAAUUGGUUGUAGAUUUGAACUUGAGGAAUAUGAGAGUUAAAACAGCUUGCUCAGCUAAAGUUGUUAUUGUGCAAGGUAAUAUAUUAGAGUACAAGAUCUUAGUGGAAUGAAUUUUGCCUGCAUCAGCUUGAUGUUCUGCAGGCUAAUAAUACGGUGCCAGGGAAUGAAAGAACAAUCUGACCUUGUAGAGACAUUAUUAUGAAAGCUCAACAGUUAUUGUUUAUAACCAAUAUACAAGCUGUAAUCGAUUCAGUGGACUGGUUUUGUGAUUAUACUAAGUCGUCAACUGUAACAUAGAAAUUUAAUAACUCAGAAGGAGCCCAUUCACCCCAGUGUGAACAGUUGGUUUAAUGCCAUCUCCAGCAUAAGUAGUGUAACUGUCAGGUUACAGAUCCUUUAAGAAAAUCAGCUGUAUCAAACAUUGAUUGUGUAAUAUCCUAAUUAUUUGCUUAAAUUAAUGCAAAAAAAAAAGCUACAUAAUAUUCUGCAAAUGCCA